AUGGCGUCGACGACCCAGAAAGCCCUACUGAAAGCCGCAGAGAUGGCUAUCACUUACGUCAACAAAUUCCCUGAUACGUUAGACGAUGAAGGGAAACAGGAGGUAAAAAGCGUUUUGACUUCGAUCAAGAAAUUGAAAAAGGAGCUGUUGAAGAUCCCGACGGUAAAGGUCGGAGAUCUGAGUAGCAAGUCAGUUCAUAAGCUUUUUGGUCUUACUCUCGAUGAUACCGAACCGUUCGACUGGCAGAAGGCUGCGUUUGAGGGGUUCAGCAUGUAUAUCGAAAAGGGCUCACAGGAAAUGCAACAUGAUGGUUUAGAUUGGACUCUAAAGGCAUAUGAGAAGACAUACAAGCGAGCUCCUUGGAAUGAACCUGUCGCAAGAACGCGACUGGAUGAUGCCCUCCUUCUGACGACUACUUUCAUCCUCGGGGCAUAUGGAAAGCCUGGUACAGUUGGAGUAAACCUGCAGUUUGAAACAUCACUUACAUGGACGACGAACAAGAAGCGAGUGCAAGGUCUUGCCGAUUAUACCCUUUUUUACGAUGAUCCCUCAAAGAACGCAAGCAAUCUGCUGGUCAUAGAGGCGAAGAGACGGGAUGAGUUUAACCGUGGCCCAGCAGAGCUACUCGCUUACAUGGCGAUGGUGGUCAAUGCAAGACUUAUUGCCGGGGAUGGGGAAAACGCAGGUGUUUUCGGUCUAUUGUCGGAUGGAUACACCUUCCAUUUCUAUCGGCUCUCCUGUAAGAUGAGGUAUACCGUGCACAUCCUGCUUUGGGACAUGGGAGUAACUUAUCAGUGUGGUAUUAAGGGUCUCCUCUCAUACAUCAUCUUGGAGGCUGUCAAUAUGGCGGCAGAGUCGAGAAAGAAGGUUCGCCAUCCUUCAGACUUGUCGAUGUCGCCAGUGGAGUCGAUGGAGGUCGAUUAG
Messenger RNA from Aspergillus caelatus, 924 nucleotides. RefSeq lists its product as uncharacterized. The transcript has 4 exons. The coding region runs from base 1 to 924 and encodes 307 amino acids. Lineage: Eukaryota; Fungi; Ascomycota; Eurotiomycetes; Eurotiales; Aspergillaceae. The record is from RefSeq and is a predicted model, not a curated record.